Messenger RNA from Trematomus bernacchii (emerald rockcod), 1216 nucleotides. RefSeq names its product proteasome subunit alpha type-6-like. The coding region runs from base 168 to 908 and encodes 246 amino acids. Gene Ontology annotation, biological process: ubiquitin-dependent protein catabolic process. The record is from RefSeq and is a predicted model, not a curated record. The transcript has 7 exons. Gene Ontology annotation, cellular component: nucleus; proteasome core complex; cytosol. NCBI's taxonomy places the organism in Eukaryota, Metazoa, Chordata, Actinopteri, Perciformes, Nototheniidae.
AAACAGAUCCCUGACGUUUCUCCAUUAUUCUCCCGAAGCCGCCUCGUCAUGCUGUUCCCUGCUAACUAACCGUCAAAAGGAUCACAUUUCUCGGUUAUUUAGGAGGGUUUUAAAAGACAUUUUCAGUGUUUAAAGUUCACCUGAGGUCACCUGGAGAGAAAACAGAAAUGUCCCGAGGCUCAAACGCAGGAUUUGACCGACACAUCACCAUCUUUUCCCCGGAGGGCCGCCUCUACCAAGUCGAAUAUGCCUUCAAAGCAGUUACUCAGAGCGGGCUGACGUCCGUGGGGGUCCGAGGGACUGACACCGCUGUGGUGGUCACACAGAAGAAAAUACCUGACAAGCUGCUGGACCCCGACACUGUGACCAACAUCUUCAAACUGACCACUCGCAUCGGCUGUGUGAUGACCGGACAGGGAGCGGACAGUCACUCCCAGGUCCACCGCGCUCGAUUGGAGGCAGGAGAGUGGAAAUAUAAGUUUGGUUACGACAUCCUGCCGGACAUGUUGUGUCGCCGGAUGGCUGAAAUCUCUCAGGUCUACACACAGAACGCCGAGAUGAGACCCCUAGGCUGCUGUAUGAUGUUGGUGGCUAUAGACCCCCAGCAGGGUCCCGUCCUGUUUAAAUGCGACCCGGCAGGAUAUUAUUGCGGCUUCAAGGCCUCAGCCGUCGGGGCCAAACAGACGGAGGCCAACAGCUACCUGGAGAAGAAGAUGAAGAAGAAGCCGGAGCUGACCCACGACCGGACCGUACAGAUGGCCAUCACAUGUCUGUCCUCUGUCCUCUCCGUGGACUUCAGACCAUCUGACCUGGAGAUCGGCGUGGUCUCUAAAGAAAAACCAAAGUUCAGGUUGCUGUCGGAGGAAGAGAUAGACGCUCACCUGGUGGCCAUCGCAGACCGGGAGUAAAGGUGCUCUCAAAACAAACUUCAGACCGCCAUCAUAGUUCUUCAUUUUCAGCGUGCUUGAUUCAUCCCAGUUUAGCAGCACUGUUAGCUAAACAUGAAGUACACACCUGUGUCAAGGAAGGUAGAUACAGCACGUCUGAAGGAGACCCUUUUUAAAGAUGGAUAAAGGUUUGAUUUCUAGUGUUUCACCAGCGGUUCUUUUUCAAUAACUUUUACCACCAAUAAUGCAAUGUUGGGAAUCUGUCAAACCAUCAAACACAACUAACACAUUUCUCCUCCAUCUGUGCAACAUAUGUCCAUUAAUUUGAA